CCCAGAACUCUCAGAUGUCCAGUAGUUGUCAGAGCAUCAACAGUGUGGCCAGUGAGGGUGAGGGCAGCAGUGUGGCCAGUCACACCAGCUGUCUGUCUGGUGGUGGUGGUGGAGGAGGGAGAAGACACUGCUUCAUCCCCUACAGGGACUCAGUCCUCACCUGGCUUCUCAAAGACAGCCUGGGAGGAAACGCUAAGACCAUCAUGAUCGCCACUGUGUCCCCAUCCAGUAGCAGCUACAAUGAGACUCUCAGCACCCUGCGCUAUGCUGCUCACGCUAGGAACAUCGUCAACAAGCCCAGGGUCAAUGAGGAUGCGAGUGUGAGGCUGAUCCGAGAGCUACGUGAGGAGAUAGACAGGCUGAAGAGUACGCUGCUCAGCUUCCAGAUGCAACAGAAUCCUGGCCCUUCUCUGAGUGAUCAGGGAGACGGGAGUCUGUCUGACAUCGUGUUGCAGAACGAACUAAAGGUGGAUGAGCUGACGAAGGACUGGUCAGAGAGCUGGCGGGACAAGAAGGAGCUGUUGGAACAGUACAGUGUGGAUAUCAACAGAGACCGAGGUGGGUUCCUCAUCCACUCCCUGUUACCACAUCUCAUUACCCUGGACCGGGACGUACUCAGCACCGGGGUCACCUUCUAUCACCUCAGGGUAUAUACAAUACACACUUUAGGAUACUAACACAUACUUCC
Molecule: messenger RNA, 688 nt
Organism: Oncorhynchus tshawytscha (Chinook salmon)
Lineage: Eukaryota; Metazoa; Chordata; Actinopteri; Salmoniformes; Salmonidae
Product: stAR-related lipid transfer protein 9-like
Exons: 5
Coding region: 15-677 (220 amino acids)
Biological process (GO): microtubule-based movement
Molecular function (GO): microtubule binding; ATP binding; microtubule motor activity
Source: RefSeq, a predicted model, not a curated record